AUGUCAGGUGAUGAAAGCUUUGCUAAAAGACUUCAGGAUAUAGAGUUAGCUAAUUAUUGGAAUCAUGAUCAAAAAGUAAAUGAAGAGAUAAAACAGCCAAUGCCUCUAGAAAUUAAUGAAAACAACGAUAAAUCUGAACCUGCUCAGGCAAAUAAUGAAGUUCCAGCUCCUGCUGAAAUUGAUGAAGAACUUCUUAAAAUUAAAACGUUUGGAGACUGAAAUUUCAGAUUUAAUAUCACUGAUGGGAUAUUCGUGUUCAUGUAUGGUGUAGGCGGUUUAUUUAUACUUUACCUAUUGAUAGUUUUGCCAAUCAUUUGAUGCUGCUUCUAUCGCAGAUUUUAUUGAAUUUUACCUUUUUUACAGCAAUUUUAUGUUUUGGGAACUAUAAUUCUGAGAGCUGUUUUGGUAGUUAUUAUAAAGGAUAACACAGCUUUUGUAAUUAUAGAAUGCAUCAUAAUUGGAUUGGAUUUCUUAUAUUUCUGAUUUCUUUUAAAAUAUAUGAUGCUUCUGCCUAAGUUGGAUUCAUCCGAGAGAGCUGAGUUAUUGAAAUAUAUUAAGGAUAGUAAAAAGACUAAGAAAUCAGAAGAAAAAAAUAAAGUUUAA
Messenger RNA from Blepharisma stoltei, 603 nucleotides. Lineage: Eukaryota; Ciliophora; Heterotrichea; Heterotrichida; Blepharismidae. The record is from the annotation of a GenBank genome assembly.